GAGGAGAGCGAGUCUGAAAGCAGCCAAUCGGAGUCUGAAGACUCGGAGUCUGAAGCAGAAGUCAAAAAGAAGAAAAAGGCAGCUGAAUCUAAACCUCCUUCUAAGCCUGUCAAGAAAGACAACAAGAAAGAGAAGAAAGAAAUGUCUCUGCUGGACCUUGAUGAUUUCGAACCUGCUCCCUCUCCUCAAGCCACACCGGUCAACACCUUCCUGUCCAACAGCCUUGCGACCGACCUGGAGGGAUUGUCUUUGUCUGACGCUGUUCUCUCUCCGGCAACCAUCUCUCCCUCUAGUGCACUGAAGAGCUACGAGAUGCUGCACCGGAUCACUGGCGAGGGUCUGUCGGUGGAGUACUGCUUCAGCCGGCAGCCGUUCAGCCCCGACGCCAACAUGGUGGCGGUGCAGAUGCAGUUCACCAACAACGCCACCUCCGACACCAAGAACCUGCACAUGGAGGACGUGAAGCUCCAGUCAGGGAUGAGGGUCAAAGAGUUUCCUGAGAUCGAGCUGCUGCCAGCGGGUGAGAUGGUCACAGCUGUAAUGGGCAUCGAUUUCUGUGACUCUACACAAGCGGCGAACUUCCAGCUGUGCACUCACACCAGGAAAUUCCACGUGUCAAUUCAGCCGCCGGUCGGGGAGCUGAUGAGGCCCAUCUUCCUAACAGAGAAUGAGUUUAAAAAGGAGCAAGGUCAGCUGAUGGGUAUGAACGAGAUCACGGAGAAGAUAACCCUGGACGCCAAGUGCCGGAACGAACACUCCAUCGUCCAGAGGGUGAUUACCGCCGCCAACCUCAGCAGAGUCCCCUGUGGCUCAGAUAAAGAGUGCAGGUUCGCUGGCAGGACGGUGACCAGCAGCAGCCUGGUGUUGGUCACCGUGGCGACCAAAGAGGAAGGAGCCGCCAAGGUGACGAUCAACUGUGAGAAAAUGGUGAUCGGCACGAUGCUGGUGAAGGACAUCCUCCUGGCCCUGACGCAGUGACGCGUGACGUUUAGCCCUCUGCCCUCUCGCCCCAACGCACCUCUCUCAUACUGUAUCAUCCAUCACACGUGUAGCAUCUCCUCCGCUCUCCUCUUAGCAGCGGCAGCGAGGACGUUUCCAGAACGUUUAACCCCAGUUUGUUUGUUUUUUCCAAGAGCCCUCUACUGUUAUGAAUUACUCCUAUAUUCACUGAAUGCCACAGCUGUACAUGAUAUUUCCCUCUCUCAGUUUUAAAGUUUCUUACAUGUCAUUCUUUUAAAAUACGUAUUUUGCAAUGGGUUUUACUUCCUUACAGAGCCAACUGGAUUUAUUGUACUCCCAAUUUCUAAGUCAACUCAGAAGAGAAAGUAUUUGUGCAUCUUUUAAACCUUAAAUCGACUUAAAAUGAAAAGUAGCUCCCAUCUAGUUACAUCGGAGUGUGAAAUAAUUGUGCAAAAUUUGCUCACUGGAUAAACACGACAUUAGGUGAGCUUGAAGGUUCAAGCAUGACUAAACACAAGGUCCAAUUACUUAAUGUUUUCGAAGCUCUCAACCACAUCUUGUGGCCUUUCUCUCAACAGAUAGUUAUUCGCUUGUCAUUUACUGAGACUGAAUGAACAUAAGACAAUGUAAACAGAUAAUAAAAAAUGCUAGAAUUCAUAAAACCUUUAGCACAGGAAAAUUAAUAUUACAGUAACAGUGCAGUGCAAGAUAAGAAUGAAUAGUCCGAAAUGUUUUUUAAUAAAAUGUAAUAGCUAACAAAGUUUUAAGCCUUGAAGUAAGACAUUUGGAGAGUUUUGUGGGAGUUUGUUCCAGAUAAUGUGGUGCAAAACAAAAAGGAAUCAAUGCGGUUUAUUUUGACUGUGGGAUCAGUACGAAGACCUGAGACGUCUAGACAGUUUACUAGGUAGCAGCAGAUCAGAGCUGUACUCUGGAAACACUGGGCUUUAAACUGGUCAGAGCAUCAACUGGGAAGAGGUCAAAGUCAUCAAUGACCCGGAGGAAGAGAAAGAAGGCCAUUCACAUCCAAUGCUAACCUCCAAAAUACGACAUCAAGUAAUGAUGUGAUAAUGUUGAAACGAAAAAGAACAAAGUUAUUGAACCUUGUGUCAAAACAAAAGCUCUUUCUCUAAAUCUGUUCUGAGAAAAUACAUAAAAAAAAUUAUCCAGUUUCACCCAUAAAAUUUAGCUUAUUUUCUUUAGAAAUAAGGUGCCCAAAUUCUUAUUCUUUGACAAGUGGAUGCCCAAAUCUCUCACACCAAUUUUAGCUAGUUAGUUAUUAGCUUUCAGAAUAAUUUAAGACGUAAAUAAUAUAAGUAAUAGAUGAUAUGCUGUAGGUUUAAAAUUCCCCCAAAACUACACACCAAAAAACACAGACUGUAAGAUCACCAUAAUCAAUUCUCAUCCAGUUGUUUGAAGUCAUUCAUUUAAUGUAACAUGAAGGCUUGACAGAAACAACAACUACCUAUAACUGAAUCAUUCCAUUUUGGCAACAAUAAACGUUGUUAAUCAAUAACUCAACUGCUCCUGGGAAUAAAUCUUCAUAUCAGAUUCUGUGAUUUUAAGCAUCUGCCUCGCUGUCAUAGUGCACAUGUUCAUAACAAUAAGUGGGGCGUUUAUAAAAACUGAAGCUGUAUAAAUGUUACUGUAUGUAUUGCAACAUGUAAUACAGUACUAAUAUAAGUAAGGUGUGGUGUGUGUGUGAGUGUGAUGACACUGAAUAUUGACCCGCUAAACUAGCUGUUUUCAAAAUGACUCAAUAUGACACUUGACUUGAAAUCAUCAUGAAGCACAUAAUAAUCAACACUGGACGCUGAGGAAGAAAUAAUGGCUUUGAUGACUGCCACAGCACAUGCUACAUAGAUUUCAAAAUCUUAAAUCUUACAUUCAAUUAUAGAUUCAUAAAUUUGCCCGGAAAAAAAACAUGGCAUAACUGUAGAUUUAGAAAAUCUUCUAAAUUACUGACUCAAAUGUACUUAUUAGUCCCCAAAUUAUAGGGCCUCAACUAACAAUUAUUUUCAUUAUUGAA
Molecule: messenger RNA, 2986 nt
Organism: Perca flavescens (yellow perch)
Lineage: Eukaryota; Metazoa; Chordata; Actinopteri; Perciformes; Percidae
Product: AP-3 complex subunit beta-2-like
Exons: 8
Coding region: 142-978 (278 amino acids)
Source: RefSeq, a predicted model, not a curated record